AUGUUUCCUGUGAAGAGAAACCAGCGCUCGGGCGUUCGUAUCAAGUGUGCGUACAUUAGUGGGAAUGUAUCACGGGGGAUGGGGCAGAAAGCAACGGGUGGAGGCGGCGUUCAGGGGGAGGCGGCGUUCAGGUGGAGGCGGCGUUCAGGUGGAGGCGGCGUUCAGGUGGAGGCGGCGUUCAGGUGGAGGCGGCGUUCAGGUGGAGGCGUCUUCAGGUGGAGGCGGCGUUCAGGGGGAGGCGGCGUUCAGGGGGAGGCGGCGUUCAGGUGGAGGCGGCGUUCAGGUGGGGGCAGCGUUCAGGUGGAGGCGGCGUUCAGGUGGAGGCGGCGUUCAGGGGGAGGCGGCGUUCAGGUGGAGGCGUCUUCAGGUGGAGGCGUCUUCAGGUGGAGGCGUCUUCAGGUGGAGGCGGCGUUCAGGGGGAGGCGGCGUUCAGGGGAGGCGGCGUUCAGGUGGAGGCGGCGUUCAGGUGGGGGGCGGCGUUCAGGUGGAGGCGGCGUUCAGGUGGAGGCGGCGUUCAGGUGGAGGCGGCGUUCAGGGGGAGGCGGCGUUCAGGGGGAGGCGGCGUUCAGGUGGAGGCGGCGUUCAGGUGGGGGCGGCGUUCAGGUGGAGGCGGCGUUCAGGUGGAGGCGGCGUUCAGGUGGAGGCGGCGUUCAGGUGGAGGCGUCUUCAGGUGGAGGCGUCUUCAGGUGGAGGCGUCUUCAGGUGGAGGCGGCGUUCAGGUGGAGGCGGCGUUCAGGUGGAGGCGGCGUUCAGGUGGAGGCGUCUUCAGGUGGAGGCGUCUUCAGGUGGAGGCGUCUUCAGGUGGAGGCGGCGUUCAGGGGGAGGCGGCGUUCAGGGGGAGGCGGCGUUCAGGUGGAGGCGGCGUUCAGGUGGGGGCGGCGUUCAGGGGGAGGCGGCGUUCAGGUGGAGGCGGCGUUCAGGGGGAGGCGGCGUUCAGGGGGAGGCGGCGUUCAGGUGGAGGCGGCGUUCAGGUGGGGGCGGCGUUCAGGUGGAGGCGGCGUUCAGGUGGAGGCGGCGUUCAGGUGGAGGCGGCGUUCAGGUGGAGGCGGCGUUCAGGUGGAGGCGGCGUUCAGGUGGAGGCGGCGUUCAGGUGGAGGCGUCUUCAGGUGGAGGCGGCGUUCAGGGGGAGGCGGCGUUCAGGGGGAGGCGGCGUUCAGGUGGAGGCGGCGUUCAGGUGGGGGCGGCGUUCAGGUGGAGGCGGCGUUCAGGUGGAGGCGGCGUUCAGGUGGAGGCGGCGUUCAGGUGGAGGCGGCGUUCAGGUGGAGGCGGCGUUCAGGGGGAGGCGGCGUUCAGGGGGAGGCGGCGUUCAGGUGGAGGCGGCGUUCAGGGGGAGGCGGCGUUCAGGGGGAGGCGGCGUUCAGGGGGAGGCGGCGUUCAGGGGGAGGCGGCGUUCAGGGGGAGGCGGCGAUCAGGGGGAGGCGGCGUUCAGGGGGAGGCGGCGUUCAGGGGGAGGCGGCGUUCAGGGGGAGGCGGCGUUCAGUUGGAGGCGUCUUCAGGUGGAGGCGUCUUCAGGUGGAGGCGGCGUUCAGGGGGAGGCGGCGUUCAGGUGGAGGCGGCGUUCAGGUGGAGGCGGCGUUCAGGUGGAGGCGGCGUUCAGGUGGGGGCGGCGUUCAGGUGGAGGCGGCGUUCAGGUGGAGGCGGCGUUCAGGUGGAGGCGGCGUUCAGGUGGAGGCGGCGUUCAGGGGGAGGCGGCGUUCAGGUGGAGGCGGCGUUCAGGGGGAGGCGGCGUUCAGGGGGAGGCGGCGUUCAGGGGGAGGCGGCGUUCAGGUGGAGGCGGCGUUUAGGGGGAGGCGGCGUUCAGGGGGAGGCGGCGUUCAGGGGGAGGCGGCGUUCAGGGGGAGGCGGCGUUCAGGGGGAGGCGGCGUUCAGGUGGAGGCGGCGUUCAGGUGGGGGCGGCGUUCAGGUGGAGGCGGCGUUCAGGUGGAGGCGGCGUUCAGGUGGAGGCGGCGUUCAGGUGGAGGCGCCGUUCAGGGGGAGGCGGCGUUCAGGUGGAGGCGGCGUUCAGGGGGAGGCGGCGUUCAGGGGGAGGCGGCGUUCAGGGGGAGGCGGCGUUCAGGGGGAGGCGGCGUUCAGGUGGAGGCGGCGUUCAGGGGGAGGCGGCGUUCAGGGGGAGGCGGCGUUCAGGUGGAGGCGGCGUUCAGGUGGGGGCGGCGUUCAGGUGGAGGCGGCGUUCAGGUGGAGGCGGCGUUCAGGUGGAGGCGGCGUUCAGGUAGAGGCGGCGUUCAGGUGGAGGCGGCGUUCAGGUGGAGGCGGCGUUCAGGUGGAGGCGGCAUUCAGGUGGAGGCGGCGUUCAGGGGGAGGCGGCGUUCAGGGGGAGGCGGCGUUCAGGGGGAGGCGGCGUUCAGGUGGAGGCGGCGUUCAGGGGGAGGCGGCGUUCAGGGGGAGGCGGCGUUCAGGGGGAGGCGGCGUUCAGGUGGAGGCGUCUUCAGGUGGAGGCGGCGUUCAGGGGGAGGCGGCGUUCAGGUGGAGGCGGCGUUCAGGUGGAGGCGGCGUUCAGGUGGAGGCGGCGUUCAGGUGGAGGCGGCGUUCAGGUGGAGGCGGCGUUCAGGGGGAGGCGGCGUUCAGGUGGAGGCGGCGUUAAGGUGGAGGCGGCGUUCAGGUGGAGGCGGCGUUCAGGUGGAGGCGGCGUUCAGGGGGAGGCGGCGUUCAGGUGGAGGCGGCGUUCAGGGGGAGGCGGCGUUCAGGGGGAGGCGGCGUUCAGGGGGAGGCGGCGUUCAGGUGGAGGCGGCGUUCAGGUGGAGGCGGCGUUCAGAUGGAGGCGGCGUUCAGGUGGAGGCGUCUUCAGGUGGAGGCGUCUUCAGGUGGAGGCGUCUUCAGGUGGAGGCGUCUUCAGGUGGAGGCGUCUUCAGGUGGAGGCGUCUUCAGGUGGAGGCGUCUUCAGGUGGAGGCGUCUUCAGGUGGAGGCGUCUUCAGGUGGAGGCUGGAGGGGGUUUGGAUAUAUUUUUUUUUGGAGUUGGAAUAACAAGCCAAAAUCAAGUUUAUCUGCCACUGAUCCUCCUGCUCCUCACUGAUCCUCCUGCCCCUCCUGGUCCUCACUGCUCCUCCUGCUCCUCACUGAUCCUCCUGCCCCUCCUGGUUCUCACUGCUCCUCCUGGUCCUCACUGCUCCUCCUGGUCCUCACUGCUCCUCCUGCUCCUCACUGAUCCUCCUGCCCCUCCUGGUCCUCACUGCUCCUCCUGGUCCUCACUGACCCUCCUGCAGAGUCCACAGGAGGCUGCUCUAUCACUGACGACACAGCCAUAA
Molecule: messenger RNA, 3243 nt
Organism: Knipowitschia caucasica
Lineage: Eukaryota; Metazoa; Chordata; Actinopteri; Gobiiformes; Gobiidae
Source: the annotation of a GenBank genome assembly